Molecule: messenger RNA, 786 nt
Organism: Olea europaea var. sylvestris
Lineage: Eukaryota; Viridiplantae; Streptophyta; Magnoliopsida; Lamiales; Oleaceae
Product: pentatricopeptide repeat-containing protein At2g21090-like
Exons: 4
Coding region: 1-786 (261 amino acids)
Biological process (GO): RNA modification
Molecular function (GO): protein binding; RNA binding
Source: RefSeq, a predicted model, not a curated record
AUGGACUCAAGACAAAGGCCCAAUGAUUUAAAAGCCUUCUGCCCAAAUGUAAAUGGGGAAAUUAGAUUCAUAUUCGAACUCGAAUUCUUCAAUACAAGUUUCAGAGAAAAACCAGCGGGAAAGAAUAAGGAAUUUUGGGUUCCACAGUUCUUGUACGAACUCGAAAAAGCUCAAAACAUGUUCGACACAAUGCUCCAGCGAACUGUCUUUUCUUGGAAUGCCAUGAUCACUGGAUAUUCUAAAUGGAAUAGAUAUCCUGAAGUGAUGAACUUGAUUUCAUUGAUGCAUCACUCUAAUGUUAAGUUGAAUGAAACCACAAUUUCAACGUUGUUAGAUCAUGGGCUGGUUUUGAAAUUUGGACAUGAGGAAUUUGAGCCAGUGGGGAGUGCUUUGUUGUACUUGUAUGCUAGUUGUUAUGAAAUCACAGAAGCAAAGCGGGUUUUUGAUGAGUUAUGUGAGAAGAAUGAUUUAGUGUGGAGUUUGAUGCUCGUUGGUUUUGUUCAAUAUAGUUUUUUGAGUGAAGCUUCGAAGAUUUUUGAAGAAAUGCCGAGGCGUGGUGUGGUUGAAUGGACUACAUUGAUUUCAAGGUAUGUAAAGAGCAAAGAUGGGUGUCAGAAGGCUUUGGAGUUGUUCAAGAUGAUGAGAAAGAGUGGUGAGGCGCUUCCUAAUGAAUUUAUGUUGGAUUCCUUAGUGAGGGCUUGUGGUAGAAUGAUGGACUUGUGGGAAGGAAAAGUGGUUCAUGGACUCUUCUUAAAAUUGGGAUUUGAGUUUGAAUCUUUGAUAUAA